Messenger RNA from Lobosporangium transversale, 1530 nucleotides. RefSeq lists its product as hypothetical. Bases 1 to 1530 code for a protein of 509 amino acids. The record is from RefSeq and is a predicted model, not a curated record. Lineage: Eukaryota; Fungi; Mortierellomycota; Mortierellomycetes; Mortierellales; Mortierellaceae. The transcript is spliced from 2 exons.
AUGGCAAAACCUAGCAGUAAGCACUCCCGGAGCGAGCCCUCCUCAAUAACGUCUACAUUUUUAUCCCGAAAACAUGCCCCUAGUCCAGAAAAGCGUCACUCGUCCGAUUCUAUCACUCCUAAUUCUCAAAAGACACCUCGUUCCAAUGCCAUACCCCGCGGCAAUGGCAAUCAGGCAAUGUCGAUCCCUAUGCCUCCACCAUCGCUCUACUUCUCACUUCUGCCCUCAUCCUCCAACAGUGGAUCAGGCUCGCGUGGAUCUGCCAAUAUUGGGAGUUUAGGAGCUGCACAUUCUGAUCAUCACUCUUCUAGGUACAACAGCAGCAGCACCAACCGUAGUAACAGCAGCAUUGACAAACAAAGCGACAAAGCAAGCACCAGUACGGAUCACUCGCAAAUAAGCUCCAUGUCUUCCAAACAUCACCGUUCUACUCCAGCCCUUCCUCCCACUCUGACCUUUACUCCCUUCCAAAAAUCAAACGCACAAAACAACAGCAAUAAUAACAGUGGUGGCCACCCUGUCUCUAAAGCAUCUCCCAAUUCUAGGUCACCAUCAAAUCCUAGUACUCCAGAGAUAGGAAGUUCAUCUCAAGGAGGAGUAGGAGGCACUCUAAUCCUACCUACCACGGUUGGUGGCAUUAAUGGAGGUGGCAAUAAUCACUACCAUACUCAUCACUACGCUCCUCGAUCGGCCUAUCCGCUUUCAAUGACCCAUUCACGGCGAUCGAGCUUGUCGCAUACAUAUAUUCCAGGCAGCAACCCAGAAAGACAGAAACAAGGGUUCUUUGAUAUGUCCAUCUUCGAUCCUGCUCCUGAGCACCUACCUAGGAGUUCUCGGACUUCUGUCGACCAUGAUCGACACAGCCAUCGCGUAGCAGCCUCCCGUCCACCAUCUAUCGAAUCUAUCAAUAGUGCCAAUUCCGUACCCUUCGCACCCCUACCCCCACCUCCACCUUCAGCAUGGAAACGUUUCACAAACCAUUUUUCAAACAGAGUUAUCAAACGUCAUAUAAAGUUCAUUAUUGCGCUUUACUUAUCGUCAGCUUUCACACUCAUCCCCCAAGCUGCUAAUUUCCUCGGCAAUGUGCCUUAUCUUGCCAAUGUUGCUGUUAUCUUUCUACAUCCAGCACGCACGGUCGGUUCGCAGCUCGAAGUUACUUUAUUCAGCGUCAUCGGCGGUGUCCUGGCAGCCAUUUGGAUCCUACCUUGUCAGGCUGCCGUCGCUGCAUUUAAUCAAAAAUAUUUGAAAGUGGGGGAAGGCAAUAGCGCUGCAUGGGUCAUUAAUGCAGCUUGGCUCUUCAUCGGGGUUUGGAUCAUGACCACCUACAAGGCAAAAUAUGCAAAGCUGAACUGCUCGUUCAUCAUUUACACCAUCGCCGGUAUCUUCGCCCUUACUAGGAACCAUGUCAGCACACAAUUUAACUUUCACGACUUCUGGGAUCUCAUGGGUCCAAUGAUGCUGGGUACAGCCAUUUGUCUAGUCGUCAGCAUUCUGUUUUGGCCAGAAACUGCUAGCGAAGGACUAGGGUAA